AUGGUCAGUAGAAACGUAUUUGUUGACGCGCUGACACCGGCAACGCUUUCAAGGACACCGCAUCUAUCCGCUUCAAAUGCGAGGCCACUGUCACCUCAUUCCUCAUCAUCGUCCCAAUCUUCAUCAUCGUCAUCCCAUUCCUCAUCAUCGCUUGGAGUCUCAUCAUUUUCACCAUCAUCUUCAUCGUCAGUAAAUUUUUCAAAACUUGGUCCUCCAAUCAACUCAAGUGACUCCGAUGAAGCGAAAAAGCCUCACCUCUCCGCAUACUUCGACCUCACGACAUUCGAUCAAUACAAGGACAUUGAAGAUGUUGUCAGAACUGAAGCCUGGUUAGCCAAUCCUAUUGACAAACUGAUUAAAAGCGAAGAUACCAACAAAUCGACUGCCAGCAGCAACAACGCUGGCAACACAAACAGCAACUUCAAGACGGUCAGGUUUGUGAGGUCCAGCGGUUUAAUUGUGGACCUAACGAUAGAGACUUUGAGUUCUCAGUUUGAUUUUGUGGAUGUGGAACAUGAGAAGGAUGAUAACGAAUUUAUGAUGAAUAAAUUCAAAGUCACGGAAGAAAAAGAUAGAUUCAAACAUGUUCUCAACAAUCUAUGCCGCCACCCAGUCCCAAACUUCUACAUACUCACCCUGGACGUGUUCAAGGAGAGGAUCACUACAACCAACGAAGUCACGUGUUCGUACGAGACGGCCAAUCAAAAGUGUCCUUUUGGCGUGAGCGAGGGUGAAUCAUUUCUCAAUCGGAGUCUCAAUGAGCAGUGCGCAUGGAUGAGUUACGGCAUGAAAAACAUUGGAACAUUGUCAUCACAUGCAGCUGCUUGCAUGUGGUUCGCCGGCGUACUACGUUGA
Molecule: messenger RNA, 855 nt
Organism: Helobdella robusta
Lineage: Eukaryota; Metazoa; Annelida; Clitellata; Rhynchobdellida; Glossiphoniidae
Exons: 3
Coding region: 1-855 (284 amino acids)
Source: RefSeq, a predicted model, not a curated record